AUGGCUAGCAUUGAAUUAGAUAUAUGGAAAGGAGAGUGGGGACUUGCGUCUAUAGAUUUAGAAUGUCUUAAAGUUCUGACUUAUAUGAAGUUUAUCGGAUUACCAGUUAAAGUUCGAGAAUCAAACAAUCCAUUUUUCACGCCAAAAGGAGCCUUGCCAGUCAUGAAAGAUGGUAGAACUGUUCUUACAAAUUUUGAAGAAGUAGUCCAAUACCUUAAGUCUUUGCAUUAUAGCACAGAUGUCCAUUUAAAUUCAAAUCAGUCAGCUGAAGCUAGUGCAUUUACUCAAUAUUUAAGGGACAAGCUGUAUCCCGCAUAUCAAUUUACUUGGUGGGUUGAUGAAAAGAAUUAUGGAGACAUCACACGACCCGCAUACGCUAAAGCUUUAAAAUUACCAUUUAAUUUCUAUUACCCAUCAAAAUACCAAAAGGCAGCUAAAGAUAUGGUAGAUGCAUUGUAUGGCGAAAACACAGAUUUAAAGGAAAUUGAAAAAACUAUAUACAAUGAAGCAGAGAAGUGUCUUAAAACACUCUCAGAUAGACUCGGUGAGAGUGAAUAUUUCUUUGGGAACCGGCCAUCCUCCUUUGAUGCUAUAGUGUUUGCUUACCUCGCUCCCCUUGUAAAGACUCCCUUCCCCAAUGCGACUUUGUCUAAUCAUGUGAAGGGUAUAGCAAAUUUAAGUAGAUUUGUGGCUAGAAUCAGCCAGAAAAAUUUUAGAUCUGUCACAGAUGAGUACAAGAAGUCAUCGACCCGUGUGUCGGGUGUUCAGACCUCGGGCGAGGCUCAGUUCCCUAACGCUACUCGUAACAAGUUGUUGGCGGGAUUGUUCGCGACGCUCGCUAUGACGGGAUACGCUCUCGCUACGGGAAUGUUCCAGAAAUUAUCAUUGUGGAGCUGGCAACACACGCUGCUAGUCAACAAAUUCCGUAUCGCUAAGAAACAUUUCGACAAGAUACAGAGGCUUAAGGCUCAGAAACAAGCUGAGCAGAAGACGACAUAG
Molecule: messenger RNA, 999 nt
Organism: Danaus chrysippus (African queen)
Lineage: Eukaryota; Metazoa; Arthropoda; Insecta; Lepidoptera; Nymphalidae
Source: the annotation of a GenBank genome assembly